Racocetra fulgida is the source of this 315-nucleotide messenger RNA. NCBI's taxonomy places the organism in Eukaryota, Fungi, Glomeromycota, Glomeromycetes, Diversisporales, Gigasporaceae. The record is from the annotation of a GenBank genome assembly.
AUGCCAACAAAAGAAAAAAGAAAACAAAAAAAAUUAAGAGAAGAUAGGAAAAAAGUAGUAGCAGAAGUAUUAAAUAGAAGAUUUUGUGAAUUGCAAACAGAAAAAAACAGAUUACAAGAAGCAAAUAAUAUUAUAUUAGCAGAGAGAAAUAUUUUGAUUGAAAGAAUAGAUAGUAGAAUUAGUAGACAAAUGUUAAGAGAAAUGUAUAUAGAAGAGGAUACAACUGAAGAAGAAAUGAAAGAAAUAAAGGAAGAGGAAGAAGAAGAAAUAAUAGAAGAAGAAGAAGAAAUGAAAGAAAAAGAAGUGGAUUGGUAG